Messenger RNA from Penicillium diatomitis, 1398 nucleotides. RefSeq names its product pheromone receptor. The transcript is spliced from 3 exons. The record is from RefSeq and is a predicted model, not a curated record. Lineage: Eukaryota; Fungi; Ascomycota; Eurotiomycetes; Eurotiales; Aspergillaceae. Gene Ontology annotation, cellular component: membrane. Gene Ontology annotation, biological process: G protein-coupled receptor signaling pathway. Gene Ontology annotation, molecular function: mating-type factor pheromone receptor activity. Bases 1 to 1398 code for a protein of 465 amino acids.
AUGGAGGAAUCCUACAUUCGCUACCCAAUGGCCACAGUCGUGCCAUUACUCUCCAUCUUGUCAAUCACAGUAUGCAUCACACCUCUCAUCCUGCAUGCAAAGAACCGCAACCUGCCCGCCACCAGUCUCAUCUGUUGGACAAUCCUAUUGAAUGUGUUCAACAUUAUCAAUGCCUUUAUCUGGCCUACAGAUGACAUCAACUCGUGGUGGAGUGGAGUCGGACUAUGCGAUAUAGAGGUCAAGCUCAUGGUUGGAAGCUAUGUGGCUUUCCCAGGUGCUCUGGUGGGCAUCUUCCGUGGUCUGGCCGUAGUCUUGGACACGGCGAGCACCACGCUCGUCCCAAGCCAGACUCAGCGUUGGCGAAAACGAAUUAUCGAGCUGGUUUUCUGCGUCGUGAUUCCUUCUCUUGCCAUGAUUACCCAUAUCAUCUGGCAGAAAAGUCGGUACCUGCUCUUUUCCAUCUCGGGCUGUGUGAACAACUUCGACGAGAGCUGGGUGACCUUUGUCUUGGCCUACAUGUGGCCCCCAAUCAUUUGCUUGAUUGCUGCGUAUUAUGGCUGUCUUGUUCUCAUUCGAAUGCGCAAGUAUCGCAGCGACUUCAGUUCGAUUCUGCGCUCUGCAAAUAGCCGCAUGAGCAAAUCCGGCUUCUUGCGACUUUUCUUCCUUGCUUCGACCAUGCUUGUGGCUAUUCUGCCCACUGAAAUCUAUGUGCUCUACUACGACCUGACGCUUUCACUUCCCUGGCACGCGUACUCGUGGAGUGCGAUUCACGGACCAGAGUGGUACGUGAUCCAGAAAUUUCCCACCUACGGCCAAGUCUUUUUCGACCGUUGGACCCCUAUCGCCGCAGGGUACAUGCUGUUUAUCUUCUUCGGCUUCGGUCGUGAUGCGACGCGCAUAUACCACAAUUUCUUCUGGCGCAUUGGUCUGGGACACUGCUUCCCCAUGUUCGCUCAACCUACCGACUCCACUUCUAGCGGCAGCGGCUCAAACUCCACCACUCUGGUGGGAUCGACUAUCAGUCGCGCUAAGCUGUUAUUUUACUGGGGCAAAGGUACCAAUUCAAGCGGACACGACCACAGCUUAUCCUCGCAGUCUGACACCGGCCGCAAGCCUGAGGACCGUAAUCGCGUCCACUCGCGCCAUCGCCGAGGCCGCGGGACCUCUCGGCGCCAGUGGUUGCCAAACUUCUGGUCGCGAUCCAAGAACAACGCUCGCCGCGAUGAUGAGACUUUGCUAGACCUAUCCCAACCAUCCCAGACGGUUUGUACCAGUGCGUGGGCAAGUACGAGCCAGAGUCGCGGUAGCUGUGAGCUUGAUGCUGCAUGCUCUUCUGGACCUAAUGACGGCAUCAAGAUUAAACAAGUCAUCAGCCAGAACAGCGUGGUGGAGGUUUGA